AUGAAAACUUGUCAGUACUUAGAUGAAUGGAGCCAGAUCGAAUAUGAGUUUGAAGAGCAGCAAAGCGAUUAUGUUAUUCUUGAGCAGAGCUGCAAAAGGAUCACAGUUGCUAGUGCAAGACAAACUCUCAUUAGUAUCAGAAUGGCCCAAAGUAUCACACCACUGCAAAGACUAAAGUUCAACAACGUUGCAUUGAAAAAACUCCCGCUGGAUUCGUCACUAGAACCGGGCUCACGGACCGUGACAGGAGCGUGUUUUUCCCGUGUCCAGCCGCAGCCACUGCUCAAGCCAGCCUUCGUCGCUAUAUCCGAGCCGGCUCUCGCUUUGCUGGGUCUGAACGUGGACGAUGUUUUACGUGACCCGCACGGGGCUGAAUAUCUGAGCGGCUCUCGGGUGAUUCCGGGCUCCGAGCCCGCUGCGCACUGCUACUGCGGACACCAGUUUGGCCAGUUCGCCGGGCAGCUGGGUGACGGUGCUGUGUGUUAUUUGGGGGAGGUGGAGGCCAGUGCUGAGCAAAUUUCUGUCCCGACCAACAGAAGCCCCUGUGGUCGGUGGGAAAUUCAGGUUAAAGGCGCUGGACUGACGCCUUAUUCCCGGCAAUCUGAUGGACGUAAAGUGUUCCGCUCCAGCAUUCGAGAGUUCCUGUGCAGUGAGGCCAUGUUUGCACUGGGAAUUCCCACAACACGAGCAGGAUCGCUGGUGACCUCUGACCUUUAUGUCCAGAGGGAUGCAUUCUACAGUGGCAAUCCCAGACCAGAGAGGUGCUCGGUCGUUCUCAGAAUAGCACCCACCUUUAUCAGAUUUGGCUCGUUUGAGAUCUUCCACCCUGUGGACGACUUCACAGGUAGACAUGGCCCUAGUGUUGGACGACCUGACAUCCGAGCACAACUUCUGGAUUAUGUCAUUGAAACAUUCUACCCUGAAAUACAAAGAAGACAUUUAGACCGCCUAGAGAGGAAUGCUUCCUUCUUCAGAGAGGUGACCGUGAGGACUGCCAAACUGGUUGCCCUGUGGCAAAGUGUGGGAUUUUGCCAUGGAGUUCUCAACACAGACAACAUGAGCAUCUUGGGCCUUACUAUAGACUACGGCCCAUUUGGCUUCAUGGACAGGUUUGACCCUGAGUUUGUGAGCAAUGCCUCUGAUAAGAAACGCCGUUAUUCUUAUGAAGCUCAGCCGUAUGUCUGCCGCUGGAACUUGGCACGUUUGGCAGAAGCUCUUGGCGCGGAGCUCCAGUCAGCCAAAGCAGGGGCCAUCUUAGAUGAGUUCAUGACCAUUUAUCAGGACUUCUACAUGGACAACAUGAGAAAGAAGCUGGGUCUUCUGAGACAUCAAGAACCAGAGGAUGUGGAACUGGUGGCUGAUUUAUUGAAGACCAUGCACAUCACAGGUGCCGACUUCACAAAUACAUUUCGUCUGCUGAGUGCCGUGUCCUGUCCUGUAGGUGAACAGAAAGACAGCACAGACUCAGUAGUGGAACUGAUCGCGGAACAGUGUGCCUCGCUGGAGGAACUAAAGGUGGCCAACCAUCCUACAAUGCAGGUUAGUGAGUUGGAGAUGAUUCUCUCCAUGGCAGAGACAAAUCCGGGUAUGUUUAACAUGGUAGCCAAUCAGCCAGAAGUUGCCAAGCAACUGGAGAAGAUUGGCAGGCUGAAGGAGCUUCUCAUGAUCAAUGAGGCGGAGCUAAAAAUCAAACAGAGAGAUCACUGGCAGAGAUGGGUCAAACAAUACAGGAGACGUCUGGCCCGUGAUUGUGACAAAGCAAGUGACCCUGCUGAGGUAGAGAAAGAACGGGUCAAAUCUAUGAACUCCACCAAUCCUGCUGUUGUGCUGCGGAAUUACAUUGCCCAGAAUGCAAUUGAAGCAGCUGAAAGGGGUGAUUUUUCAGAGGUUCAACAGCUGCUUAAAGUUUUGGAGAACCCUUAUUCGGUCAGUCCGGAUCUGGAGUGUCCAGUAUGGUCAGCAGGAAGUGGGUCAAACCCAGCUGAUGGCAACAUCUUUAAGGGACAGGAAGUUGAGGAGAACACAAAAAGAAAAGCAGCAAAUCAUACUCACCAGAUUCCAUACAACAGUAAACCUCCUGCAUGGGCCAGAACAGUCUGUGUCACAUGA
Molecule: messenger RNA, 2109 nt
Organism: Onychostoma macrolepis
Lineage: Eukaryota; Metazoa; Chordata; Actinopteri; Cypriniformes; Cyprinidae
Gene: selenoo2
Product: selenoprotein O2
Exons: 10
Coding region: 1-2109 (702 amino acids)
Source: RefSeq, a predicted model, not a curated record